CAUAAGCAUGUGAACGGUUUGUGCAGGUGCCAGUUUUCAGGCCUAUGGAUCUCAUGGUGGAGGCCAGUCCACGAAGGGUCUUUGCCAACGCUCACACCUACCACAUCAACUCCAUCUCGGUCAACAGCGACAACGAGACCUAUCUGUCUGCAGACGACCUGCGCAUUAACUUGUGGCACUUAGAGAUCACAGACCGCAGUUUCAACAUUGUGGACAUUAAACCAGCCAACAUGGAGGACUUAACGGAGGUGAUCACGGCCGCAGAGUUUCACCCUCACCAAUGUAACACGUUUGUCUACAGCAGCAGCAAAGGCACCAUCCGCCUGUGUGACAUGCGUGCAUCAGCACUUUGUGACAAGCACUCUAAAUUGUUUGAGGAGCCUGAAGACCCCAGCAACCGCUCUUUCUUCUCUGAAAUCAUUUCCUCCAUCUCAGACGUCAAGUUCAGUCACAACGGCCGCUACAUGAUGACCCGAGACUACCUGUCUGUCAAAAUCUGGGACCUCAAUAUGGAAAAUCGACCCGUUGAGACAUACCAGGUUCAUGAGUACCUCAGGAGUAAGUUGUGCUCUCUUUAUGAGAACGACUGCAUCUUUGACAAAUUCGAGUGCUGCUGGAACGGAAACGACAGCGUGGUGAUGACUGGAUCAUACAACAACUUCUUCCGAAUGUUGGACCGCACCCAGCGGCGAGAUGUCACCCUGGAGGCUUCGCGCGAGAGCUGCAAGCCCCGGCAGGUCCUCAAGCCGCGCAGGGUUUGCGCAGGAGGCAAGCGGAAGAAGGACGAGAUCAGCGUGGACAGCCUGGACUUCAACAAGAAGAUCCUACACACCGCCUGGCACCCGCAGGAAAACAUCAUCGCAGUGGCAACCACCAACAACCUCUACAUCUUCCAGGAAAAAGUGAACUAAUGCUGUCGUCACGGGGAAAGAAAACCUCCGAACCUCUCUCGCUCUAUGUGAAACCAACACAAAAAAAAGUUGAACUAGCAAGAAUCAUUUCUGUGACAACCACCGUCAUCACAUAAACCAACCUUGGCCUACUCCAGGACAGGAUGAACUAGUUGAGCCAACUAGCGGCUGCCAAUACUGAGAUAACUGGUUCAAGCUGGUCUGGAGAAGAAGCGAAACCUGGCUUUGGCCUCUGUGGCACCAUGACAUGCGCCUUGCUCUGGUGAUGUUGUGCCAACCUGUGUCUGUACCCUCCAUCCCUUUUCCCCUUUACCCACAAGUCAGUCCGAGCCCAGGGACGAAAUGGGCAGCAAAGCUCUGACAGAUUUCAACCAUAGUUAUUUUUUUCUUUAUUUUUUUUCUUUCGUUUUUUUUUUUGGCUUCGGUUUCUUCAAGGUGUCUGUAUAAAAACUAAUUUGAACUCAUAUGGAUGUGUCCCUGUGUCCUUUAAUCCUUGAUGUUGUUUGUGCCAUUGUAACCGUUUUUUAAACUUCUCCGAGAAACUG
Messenger RNA from Danio aesculapii, 1456 nucleotides. It is a transcript of the gene ppp2r2ab, whose product is annotated as protein phosphatase 2, regulatory subunit B, alpha b. The transcript has 5 exons. The coding region runs from base 45 to 911 and encodes 288 amino acids. Gene Ontology annotation, biological process: peptidyl-serine dephosphorylation. Gene Ontology annotation, cellular component: cytosol; protein phosphatase type 2A complex. The record is from RefSeq and is a predicted model, not a curated record. Gene Ontology annotation, molecular function: protein binding; protein phosphatase regulator activity. Lineage: Eukaryota; Metazoa; Chordata; Actinopteri; Cypriniformes; Danionidae.